Messenger RNA from Pimephales promelas (fathead minnow), 3079 nucleotides. RefSeq lists its product as uncharacterized. Gene Ontology annotation, molecular function: protein binding. NCBI's taxonomy places the organism in Eukaryota, Metazoa, Chordata, Actinopteri, Cypriniformes, Leuciscidae. The record is from RefSeq and is a predicted model, not a curated record.
AAUUUCAAAAUCAAACCUACGCCACUGGAUAUAAAGUAUUCAUUCUGAUUUUACAGAAAGAGCGCAAGCAGCGUGUUGAUGUUGCUAUGGUUACCACAUCAGGCGAACGCAAUUUCUCGCGAGCUUCUUAGCACACUAUUUUGUGGACUUUUACCCAACUCUUCUGGUUACUGUUUGAAAUGCUCUUGAAAAGAAUAUAGUUUCAUGUAAAGGAAAUAGGUCUUUUCAAUAGCCCCAUCACCCUCCAAAUAGCCUACACCCCUCAAACUCAGACACGCAUGAAGUAGCCUAACUGAGGGAAGUCUCCCCUGCAGGUACGUUUCCCUCUCACUCUGUUUCACACACUUUCCUCUGCAUCACACAGAGGAAGCAAAAUUUCCACAUUCCAUCCGGUGUUGUGUGGAUGAGGACACACCCAGCGCUCACACACACACACACACACACUGACUGUACAGUAGAGACGCGAUGGGACAUACUGCUGCUCUAGCGCUCAUCUGAAUGCAUGACAGUCAUACCAUCAGCACAAUCAUGACAAGUGAAGGGCUUGUGUUUUUAUGCGGGUUGGGGAUUCUCCAAAUGCUGUGUGUGACUGAAGGAAGCACUGGUGGGUGUGGGUGCCCAGCGGCCAGCAUUUUGUCUGACUUUCCAUCUAAGGUACCCAAUGACACAUGCUGCUUGAACUUCUCAGGAUCCACAUUCAACCAGGUGUCUUGGUCGGCUUUUUUGUCACAUACACACCUGCAGGUUCUGGACCUGACUAACUGUAAUAUCAGUCACAUUGAUCACAGUGAGGUCGGUGAUGCUGUCAGUUCACUGAGAGAGCUGUAUCUCAGUCAGAACAGUCUGACAUCUCUCCCAGCUGACUUCCUCGCUAAAGCUUACAGUUUGGAAGUGCUGGAUUUGGGAGUGAAUCGUCUGAAGGAUCUGCCCGAGGGAUUUCUGCAGAACUCUGACAAACUGCGGGUGCUGAUUCUGGGAUGGAACCAGCUGAGCGCUCUGCCUCAUUCAGCGCUUAAGCCGUCGCUACAGCAUCUGGAGCUCGUUGGAAACCCCUGGGACUGUACAUGCUCGCUGUGGAAGGGGCUUCACGGUGGUCUGCAUGACAACUCCAGCAGCCUUCAGGACCUCGUAGGGAAUCUGACCUGUGCCUCUCCUCAAAAUCUUGCAGGGCGGACGCUUUGGUCUUUGCCGACUAGUGACGUGUGUCAUUUGCCCAACCUGACCGCUCUUUUCAUCCUGCUUCCCUUGCUGCUCCUCCUCAGCUUGGUGCUGUGCUGGUGCUGUGGCAGAGAGAAGAAGAAGAAAAAGAAGAAGAAAGAGACCACCUCGUUCAGUGCAACUCGCAAAAGAGCCAACAACUCCCAUUGCAACGGACGGUGGCCACAUGCCAAACUGCCCACUGAGGAGUCAGCAGUGUCUGUCGACAGAGGAAAGGAGGUCAUACUGAAGAACCAGCUGAUGCUUCAGCCCUCGUCCACCCUGUUAGACAGCACUCGGGAUAUUUAUGAGGAGGUGGAGGUCAAACUGGGCUCUGUGGACUCGCUGGCUCCUCCGCCGUCCACUUGCUCCACAGAAGGGACCGUGGGAAAGCAGGACCUGGACACGGUGAGCGUGAGCGAGGUGAUGAAGGACUCAGCCGAUCGGGAGAAGGCAUACUUGACCCAGUCCACUGAAUACUACAGCCUGGUUCCUGGGAUUGAAAUCGAAGACUCCGAUCAUGGAGAGUAUGAAAGUGUGGACCUCUCGUGACAUGAAAUGCUGCGUUUGGUUGAAAUACUUUUAAGUACACUGGAGUUUUGUGUCAUUGAUGUUCAUGAUCGUUCAUGACGUUGGUGAUAAAGGAAGUCACUGCACCAGUGCGAAACCAUAACUUUUGCAUACGCCGUGAAUUAAUUACUGUACUGAGAAAGUGUCAAGCGAAGCCGUUUGUAGACUCAAUCAGUCUGUUGUCAAGAUAAGCUAUCAUAUAGCUGUCGCCUGGAUAUUUGCGUUAUAUUGAGAUUUUUAUAUCUUCGUAUUCUACUGUAAUUUAGAUGGGAAGUUUUUAUUGUUAUUGAAAUAUUACUUUGGUUCAAAUUCAGUUACCGUGUUUAGUGUCAAUGUACGAUGGAUUUGGUGUCACAUAUAUCAUUUAUAUAUCAUAUUAUGAAGAGGAACAAGAGAAUGUCAGACAGAACCACAGUCCAGCCUCUGGCCCAUAUCAUUAGCAACCAAAUCUGCUAUGGUAACUAUAAAUCAAAACAAUACUUUGUUAAAAUUGUAUGUAUGAUGGACCAUUUCUCACAGAAGUAUGAAGGAGUACUGUUUUUGUUUCUACAUUAUGUGUGUGUGUGUGUGUGUGUGUGUGUGUGUGUGUGUGUGUGUGUGUGUGUGUGUGUGUGUGUGUGUGUGUGUGUGUGUGUGUGUGUGUGUGUUAAAAACAGUGAUCAUUUAUGCAAUAGUAUCUAGCUUGUAUCUGGCCACACCUGAUGUAAUCAUUAUUUUUGGCCUUGUUAAUAAUUAAUUCACUCUUUGCAAGUUAAAAAAGUGCAUAAUCAAAUCAACAGAAACAGCUAUAUACUGAUCAAAUGAAGUGGCUUUCAGAUAAUUUCAGGCUGAAUCAGCAAGUAAAAUUUAACAAAGCAGAUUUCAGUGCAAAGACUAAAUAAAAGAAAAAGAGGUCGAGUAAGUAGCCUACACCAAAAAAACUCAACUUUUACCUAUAAAAUGACUUUUUUUAUUGUUAACUAAAACUAAAAUUAUAAAAGGGAAAAUUUAAAAUUUGAUUGAAGUUUACUACACGAUUGAAAUUUGUUAAUUUAAAAAAAUGGGGUUACUUUUUUGUGUGUAUUAAUGAAUAUUGUAAUAAUAUAUUAAAAUAACACUGCCAAUCUCAUAUUUACAAAAUGGCUCAAAUGGGAAAACGACAGAUAAUGACAUACAAAAUAAACAAAAUGUUUUUUUGUAAUCUUGGAUACAUGAGUUACACUGGAUAUAUGCCAUUCUGUAUGAUUUUAAUAUGAUCUGGCAUUAACAAAGAAUCCUGAAAAUAGUAAAUUGUAUUUCAUUCUUGGCUUCGAAUAAAUGCUUUUUCACGUAA